This is a messenger RNA of Funneliformis mosseae, 951 nucleotides long. NCBI's taxonomy places the organism in Eukaryota, Fungi, Glomeromycota, Glomeromycetes, Glomerales, Glomeraceae. The record is from the annotation of a GenBank genome assembly.
AAGCAUCAUAUGGUCAGAAUAGCAAUUGAAGAUUUGCGCAAUGCAACAAACACAACAUCAACCAUCGAUGAAGAUCUUAGGGGAGAAAUAAUGGAUGGAGUCGAAAAUGGUCAAAUUGUUUCCAAAGCUGUACAAGAGUCGAGUGAUUUCAAUGCGCAAACUUACGAUCAAGAAGAUCAAGAAGCAGAUAACAACGAUCUUGAUAAAAUUGUUGUAUACAAGAUGUCUGCCUUACUUUUCUUGAACUUUUCUCUUGAAGAAAUUUGGACAAAAGUAAUGGAACGACUAAAGAAAAACAGUUUGCGAGUACAAAAAAAGCUUUUUAAAGACAAAAUUAAUAAUGAUGUACAGCAAUUGUUACGUGAUAGAUCUGGUCAGAUGAGAAAUAAAUUUAUGAAUUUGGAAGAUUUAUUUGAAGAUUCGCUGUUAACUGUUGAAAUAAUUGAUUUUUUCCAUCAUUGUUUACGAAGAGAGAAGAAUAUGAAAAAAAUGGAUUUAAUCAUUUCAUUGCGAAGUUAUCAAGCCAAACUCUUACCACUUGAAGUGAUGAUGAAAGAUUGCUUAGAUACAUUGUGGGGCAAAUUACAUUUCAAAAAGGUAGAACUAGAAGAGGUUUUUGCUCUUAGCAUCCAAAUUACUAGUAUAAGAUGGUUGAUUUACUCCCUUUCCUAUGACAAUUUGCAGAACUUUUAUUUUUUCAUUGAGAUGGCAACACUUAUAUUUCCUAUGACAUUCUCAGAUAUGGAAGACCUUCUGCCAGAUUUUCUGAAGAAUCUUUUAGCAUUACAGCAUACAUUAAUAGAUCUGAUUAAGAUAAUAAGGAUAAUCGCUCAAAAACGACUAAAUAUGCCAUCUCCGCCAUCAUCGCCUUUACACAGUACCACAGAUUCCCCUCCUUUCGUGAAAAAGCAAAAGCAAGAUCCUUUUGGAAUUUUAAAUAAUUUGUACUAA